AUGCCUACUAUCGAAGUCCAAACUGUCCACAACUCGGGACACGACUACAGGAUUCUUUGCCAGAGCAAAAAGUUCAAGUUUGACUACAAUGCCCACCUGCGUCUUUCCCCUUGCAACAGCGCGGUCCGAAUUGAGGUUCAGAAGUACACAACCAAAGAUCCCCUUUUCGAACUCGUCAUACGGGUAUACCCCCGGAUCAGAAGUGCAUUCGUCUUGCCGGUAGGUGCGUGCACCGUGUACUGCGACUUGCGUGUUGACGAUAAGGAAGUGGGCGACAACGUAAGUUGGACGCUAGGCCCAAAGACAGACAUCAGGUACGACGGCUAUGACCGAAGCCUCAUUGAGAAAGUAAAAGACUGGGUAGGAUCACUGUUCAAGAGAGAGACACCGGACGAACCUACAUGCAGGCGGCAGUUUCGGUGGAGGGCGACAUCAAAAGAUUCAGUCUCCCAGGCUAUACUGGAGAUGAGCAAAAGCACUGAUGGACACAAUGAUUGGAAGAAUGUCGGGAACCAUGAGUUUAAUUGGGACCAUGGUGUGUGUAAAAUAUUUCUGAACGAGGAACUGGAGAUGCAAGUUGCGCAGGCGGCGGGUAUAUGGGCGGUCACGGCACUUUGCCAGGACAGAUGGCCGUUUGAUCAAGUGAGACAGGACGCAGAACGAAUUUGGAAGGAGCGCUGGGAGAAGCACAGGGAGGAAGAGAGCGGGAGAGGAAUGCACAGGCGGAGGGAGAAAGAGAGAGUCCUGGAGAGUGAGAAAAAGGAGCUUGAGGCGCCGAGUUUCCCGUCCCCAAAGUCGAAUGACACCAUGGGAGCUAACAACGUCGAUGUUUCCUGCGCUGAGGAUGAGACGUUUGAAUCUAGAUAG
Molecule: messenger RNA, 867 nt
Organism: Pochonia chlamydosporia 170
Lineage: Eukaryota; Fungi; Ascomycota; Sordariomycetes; Hypocreales; Clavicipitaceae
Exons: 1
Coding region: 1-867 (288 amino acids)
Source: RefSeq, a predicted model, not a curated record